UUGCAAGAGAUAUGUGGUGCUCUUGAAAUAUAUCGAUAUUAGUUGAGAUUUUUAUAUAACGUCCUAACCUCGAACUUUGCUGUGGUUUUGUCAAAUGUGCCCGCCGUGUCUACUGACCACCCGUGAAUGGACGAGAAAAUGUUAGCGUCAAGUUCAGUCUUCGGAACGGAUCCAACUUAUAUCCCCGACUAUCUUCCUGCUUUUGAUGCGGCUAGAGUGAGCAGGGCCGGCGCACUUGCACAAACAAUUUUUAUUGGUCAAGUUUAUGCGAUAUCUUAGUCUCAUUCUUUUUCAGGUCUGAAUCUUACAGCACACAUUAUGAGUGGGGCACACAAUAGCCGUGCUCAAAAUCAAGCUACUUCGGAACCAUUUGGAAAUGCCCCUCGUUUAGGGCAUCACAACAACCCUCAGCAACAUUAUCAAAGAGCAGGUACUCCACCGGAUAUGUAUAUGAUGUCCUAUGGACAGCAGACACCACCUACACCACCAGGCUCAGUCUGCAGCUAUUCCACACUGAAUCUAGAUCUUCAAUCCAAGUGCAGCUUCUGUAACGCCCUUGGGUGUGAACUCUAUACUGCAAAGAAAACUAACCAUGAGUUGAUGAUGAAAUUGAUGGCAAAGAAUGUAGAAAUAGAGAGGCUUACAGAAGAGGCUUUAGCAUGUCGGCGCAAGAAAGAUACAUUUGAGAAGAAAUACUUGAAUUUAGAGGAGAUGUAUUCAGGCUUAGAGGAAAUCAAUGCUCUUUUAAUGCAGGAAAGAGAUGAGCAAGAGAGUGCUCUUCAAAGGAUGCUUGCAAACUUAAGUAGAAAUUCAUCUCUAGUGUCUAAGAUUAAUAAUAAGGAUGAAACAGAUUCUGUAGAUUCUUCAGAGAGUGAAGAGUCCUCAAGCAAACCUCAUCAUUCUGCAAGGAAGGGCAAUGACAGCCGCACAGGACGUGAUCAAGACAGCACUGAAGCAAUGGCUGGAUUUCAAGGAAGAACAAAACCAACAGAGCCCUCAAGAAACAGGCGUUCUAACGCGGAAGGUGAAUGGAACAACCAAGAAAUUCGUCCUAACAGAAACCUUGGUCCUAGACCUAAUCCUCACAGGAGUUCAGAAGGUCAUGGUAGAUCUCAAGAUGGAAGUAAGUCCAAUGAGAAUAGAUUCUACCAAGCUCCUGUGGACCGUUCCAAGGAUUGUGCUGGAAAGGAAGAUGGAUCCUGCUCUCAAUUUGCUGAUGUAGUUAGGGAAGUGAAAGGAGACUUAUUUGACAUGCCUGUGGAGUAUGCUCUAGCUCAUUGUGUGGGCUCUGACUUCAUUAUGAGCUCUGGUGUUGCUGUAAAUUUCAGGAAAAAAUUCAGGCAAGUCCCAGAACUGUUGGAACAAAAUAAAAGGGCUGGCCAGGUUGCAUUCAUCAACUGUAGUGGCCGGUACAUUUAUUAUUUGGUGACAAAACUUGCAAGCACUGGCAAACCAACCUGGGAGGACUUUGAAAGUGCAGUGAUUGAAUGGAGUGAGCUUUGUGUAGAACAUAAUGUCACCAAAAUUGCUAUUCCCAAAAUUGGAUGUGGUCGUGAUCAACUUGACUGGAGCCGAGUGAAAAACCUCCUCAAUAAACAAUUUUCCAAAAGUGGGAUUGAAAUUACUGUCUGUUUGAUUGAUCAAGAGGCUGCACCUCCCCAAAAGUGGAACUUAAAGCUGGUUCAUCACAAGGGGCCACUGUCUACUCUGGAUCCAAGAGAUUGUGCUCUUGUGUUCAUUGCGAGUAAGGAUAACUUUUUCAAUGAAUCGAUUCGCAGACUGGCCAGCAAAUACGGCUUUACAUCAGAUUAUAACUCCAGCCGCCUUGGUUUGGGUAGCGUCUAUCAAUACACUAAUCUUGCUACAAAGAUAAAUGUGUUUGGUCUAGUUGUGAAGGAAAAGCAUGAUGAUCCCAUUUCCUUCACUGCUGUGGGCAAAUGCCUGCAAGACCUGAGAAGGAUUUCGAAGAAAAUGAAGCUGUAUUAUAUGGGAUUUGAAGCAUUUGAUGACCCUAAAUUUGUUACUGUGACUCGUAAGCUUUGGACUGCCGUCAUAGACACAUUUUUUAUCGAAGAUAUUGAAGUUUACUUUUGUUGGCCAGAAGAUGUCAAGGAGAAGAAUUGGGAAGAGCGAGCUUUGCAUUGAGUUGAGUUUAUACACACCCAAGUUGAUGGAUGAAAAGCUUUCCUUGGACCUUUCUCUAAGAAAACUUUUGUAAACUUGUUCAGCUGAAUUAACAGAGGAGUAGUUAUGGUGCUGGCAAUACAAUACUACAUAAAAAAGAUGUUAUUUCCAUGUGACACAUUGUUUUAUUUCAAAGCUCAUACAAAGGUGAGUUUGCUCAUUUACAUAUGUACACACUUGUAGUAUUAAUGAGUGCUUAACUGUCUCUCUCCUGUUUCCAAAUCAUGCAAUUUUCCACCCAAUCUUAUGGUGAUGUGAUUUUUUUUUCCAAAGUAUCUUCCCAAAAGAAAAACUUAAUUUAUUUUUCAAAAAAUCUAUCAUGCUCAGGUGUUACAAAUAAAGAAAAAAAGAAUCAUAGUUAUCUGUUAUUUAUUUAUUCACAGUAUCUAAAGUCACUCAGUAUCACAAACUUUGCAUAUUUGUUUGCUGUUUCUACAAACAAUUGUACAUCAUUCCUGACAACAUUGACGAAGGUUAAAUAUUCAAUUAUCAAACAUUAUAAUGCUUAAAUUUCUCUUUACAUUGGAAAAUGUGUUUUCCACAAUAUUCAUUGAGCAUCAAGAGUUUUCUUGUUUAAUUUCAGUGAUCUUUGAUAUCUUGGCAGCGUAUGAGGAAACAUCUGUCAGUCAUUGUUGCGAAAUAUAAUAUCCUUAUAUAAACUACGACUGAGUCUUUUGACAUCUUUUUAUUCUUUACAUUCAGAUAUGCAUUUUAAGAAAGGCUCAUUGUUGUGAUUAGAUCUGAGGUUACUGCUUAAAAUUGACAUCAAAGAAAGUAUUUGUUUUAUGUGCAUGGCUGUAGUGUUUUGUUUUCUUCAUUUUCAUGUCCCCCUAUUUGUAAAAUAAACAUUUAAAACAUUCCA
Molecule: messenger RNA, 3046 nt
Organism: Thrips palmi
Lineage: Eukaryota; Metazoa; Arthropoda; Insecta; Thysanoptera; Thripidae
Exons: 6
Coding region: 319-2145 (608 amino acids)
Biological process (GO): peptidyl-glutamate ADP-deribosylation
Source: RefSeq, a predicted model, not a curated record